AUGGAUCCGGCGUCGGGCGCAAUCGACAGCCUGCUCCCAAAGCUGGAGGAUCUACUGCUGCUCUGCCGCGGCAAGCUGCGGAAGAAAGCGAGGAAAGAAUUGGUUUUUCUGAAAGAGAAGCUGACCGAGAUCCAGCUCGCCUUCCGCGAGGUGGAAGACGUGCCGGCGGAUCAGCUCAAGUCGGAAGUCAAGGAAUGGCUCAGGCAAGCGAGGGCCCUGAGCUACUGCAUCGAGCACGUCGUCGACAAGUUCCGGGCUCGUCGGCUCAAGGCGGCCGAUCCGCCGGCCGCCGAUCUCCACCAACUCAUGGGCGAGGUCAGAUUCAAGUGGGCGAUUGCCAAUGCUUCCCGUAAAUUCGCCAAGGAGAUGGAGAUCCAGAGGUACAGGGACCGUAUCACGGAGUUGGUAAAUCGGCAUCUCAAAUGGUCCAACCUUGCAGCUCCUCCAAGUCCGAGAUCUGGGAAUGCCAGUGCCAUGGUUGCCAACGACCAUGACGGCCCGGUGAACGAGCUUGUUGACAUCGAUGGCCGAGUGGAGGUGCUAGUCAGCAAGAUCAUCCUGGCAGUGGAGGAGGGGGAGGGGCAGCUCAAGAUUGCUUCAAUUCUUGGAGCUGCAGGCGUGGGCAAGACAACACUUGUGAACCAGGUGUACCAGAGGGUUAACUCGCGAUUCGAGUGUUCAGCUUGGGUCACUGUGUCUAAGGAGCCUGGCAUCAAAAAUGUUUUGUGGACAAUCCUCUGUCAGAUAAGCCCACAAGAUUAUGCCAGUUUUGGGUCGCUCAAUGUAGAAGAAACCAUCGCUGGGAUCAGGAAAGCCCUCAACAAUAAGAGGUACUUCAUUGUAGUUGAAGACUUGUGGGAUAUUAAUGCACGGGAAACUAUCAAUCGUGCUUUGAUUGAAAAUAGCAAAGGCAGUGCAGUCCUAUUGACAAGCCACAAAGUUUCUGUCGCCCGUUAUGCUGGUGUUAAGAUUUAUCGAUUAAGACCUCUUUCAGAAAAUUCCUCUAGAAAAUUAUUCUACAAAAGAUUAUUUGGUGCACGAGACAACUGUCCUCCUGAGUUGGUAGACAUAUCUGAAAAGAUAGUAAAAAAAUGCAGUGGUAUACCAUCAGCCAUCAUCAAUGCAGCCAACUUGCUAGCAAGUAAGUGUAUGACAAAGCAAGACUGGUAUACAGUGCUUGAAUCCAUUUAUUCAGAAGAUUCGUAUGCUGUGAGAAGCAGACAUCUCUCUUACACUGGUGUACCUGACCAUCUCAAAUCUUGCUUGUUAUAUUUAAGCAUGUUUCAGAAGGGUUAUGAGAUCAGUGUGGACCGCUUGGUAUCAGGUUGGAUUGCUGAGGGUUACAUUCCUGAAAAAGCCAAUGUGACUCAGCAGCAACAAGGAGAAGAAAAUGUCAGUGAGCUCAUGGAGAGAAAGUUAAUUGAAGCAGUGGAGGUUGAUGCAGAUGGAAAGGCUCUAUCUUGCCGUGUGAACACUAUGGGGCAUGAGGUGAUCGUCUCAUUGUCAGCAGAAGAAAACUCGGUUAUCAUAUUAAAUAAACAGGAAAGCCAGCCUUUACCACAAACAGUUGGCCGGCUAGCCAUCCAGGGCCAGGGACACAAUGUAAACCUGCCACAAGACCAAAUAUCCAUUGUGAGAUCACUUAUUGCCUCUGACGAUGCCAAUUUGUUGAACCUUGAAAGCAGCUGUUGUAAUGUGAUGCCAUUCCUCUCAAACUUUGUGAAUUUACGUGUCUUAGAGUUAGGGGGCUGUAGUUCAUUGCAGAAUGACCAUCUCAAGUGCAUCAAGAGUUUGCUUCUUUUGAGAUAUCUGGUAAUAGGAGGCGAUCAUAUAACUGACAUCCCGAAACAUAUUGGCCAUCUAAAAUAUUUGCAAACCCUGGAUUUAAGGGCAACUGGUGUGAAAGAAUUGCCUGGGACUAUUGUUCGGGCUAGGCAAUUGAAAUGUCUGCGUGUUAAUAGACACACCAAGAUGCCUCCUGGGAUCGGAAAAAUGGAAGCUUUGCAAGAGCUAGGAGACAUGAAUAUCAGCAACGCGGAGUUGCUAAGAGAGCUAAGCGGCCUGACCAACUUGAAGAUUCUUAGAAUUGUCAUAUGGUCCUGGGAUGAUGGUUAUAAUGAUGCACUACUCAGUUAUCUAGGCUCGCCAAGCAUGCAAAAGUUGAAGAGCCUAUCUAUUUUUACUUGCUGCUCCCUACAUAUCUUCGAAGAGUGGAAGGCUGAACAGGCCCCUCGGAGCCUCCAAAAGCUUGAGAUAAGGCACAGCUCAUUCCUUUCAUUGCCAGGAUGGAUCUGCUCACUUGAGAACCUCUCCUCUUUAUCCAUCGAGGUCUACAAGCUAUCACAGGAGAUCAUUGGUAUGCUUGGGAAAUUGCAGAAUCUUCUUGCCCUCUCGCUGAAAUCAAAGCAAGCCCCAGAAGGCAACUUCAGUGAUGGGUUCCCGAAGUUAACAAGCUUCCACUUUGCGACUAAUGCUCUAGGGAGGAUAUUUGGACCAGGAGCUAUGCUCAGCCUUAAAAGGCUUGAUCUUUCAUUUCAAGCAUCACGUACUGAAGAUGCGAAUCAUGAUUUCGAUUUUGGAUUGGGGAACCUGUCUUCCCUGGAGCAUACACGUGUUGAAAUAGUAUGUUUCAGUGCCAAUCUUCAGAUGGUAAAGAAAGCAAAUGGUGCUAUUAGGGAGGCUAUAUACAGAUCUCGCAGCCGUGGGUCAGUAAUUGAAAUUGUCGUAGUGAAUGAGAUGCAAAACCAACAGCAGUCAUCAUCAGGGGGACACAAUGAGCAGACAGGAAGUGAAACUAAUUUGCACUCUCCUGAUCGGGUAGAGCAUGGCACUGUCCAGCAAAAUCAACCUAGUGCCCAACUCCAUCCUGUUGAUAACCUCAAGCAGCACCAGUCUAAUCUAUCUCCUCAUCAAUCUUCUUUGCAAGCUGGACAUGGUCAUGUUGACGCACACGUGAAUAUUCUUCCAAGCAGCCGUGUGAAGUUUUGUGAUGAGUGCGGCUCCCAAUAUUUGAAGGCGACAUCCAAGUUCUGCUCAGAGUGUGGCACCGAGAGGCCAGGGAUCUGA
Messenger RNA from Triticum turgidum subsp. durum (durum wheat), 3066 nucleotides. Lineage: Eukaryota; Viridiplantae; Streptophyta; Magnoliopsida; Poales; Poaceae. The record is from the annotation of a GenBank genome assembly.